AAAAUACUCACUUAUAUAAAUUAUCACUACUCUUUACAUCCAACCCCGUUGAAGCCCCCCUCCCCCUUCUAUCUCUCUCCUAUCUUUAUCGGUUUCAGUGAAAAUGGGGACGAACACCACAGACACAGAGCCGCCAUCGAGAAUGCAUGUCAACGAAAACCACACUCAUUUACACCACCACCACCAACAACACCACCAAUACCAUCACCGUGACAUUCUCCCGGAAUCCACCAUUCUUGUGGUUGUCAUCCCCAUCGUUCUUGUCAUUUUACUCCUUGCAAUUUCUCUAAUUGUAGCAUUGCUCCGCCGUGUAAAAUCUCCAAAACCAAAUGGAAACACCAAACACAACCAAAAUUGCAUGUUCAUCUCUCAUAGCAUCAUAACAUUCGAUGGUGGCCCAGAUGGGAAGCGGGGGUGUAUCUACGGAGGAAGCCCAUGCAGCCUGCCAUUAGCAACAUCUAGAGGUGUACAAGUAUUCACAUAUAAAGAGCUGGAAUCAGCUACGGGAAACUUCACCCAAGCUAACCUUGUGGGCAAGGGUAGUUUCGGUAUGGUUUACCGAGGGGUACUCCGUGACGGCACCGUUUGUGCUAUUAAAUUGCUUCACAGGGAAGGGAAGCAAGCUGAACGUGCUUUUCGGUCGGAGGUGGAUUUACUAAGUCGUCUACAGUGUCCGUAUUUGGUGGACCUGCUUGGAUACUGUGCUGAUAAUCAACACAGGCUCCUUGUAUUCGAAUAUAUGGCAAAUGGUACUCUUCACGAUCACCUCCACUCUUCUGAUGCACGAUCUCAAGCACUGAUUUGGGGCAUCCGGAUGAGAAUCGCCCUCAAUUCCGCAAAGGCACUUGAGUUCCUCCAUGAACACAUCACACCAUCUAUCAUACACCGUGAUUUUAAAUCAUCAAACAUUUUGUUAGACGAAAAUUUUCGAGGAAAGGUCACCGAUUUUGGGCUGGCCAAGAUCGGAUCAGACAAACUCAACGGUCUGAUCUCGACCCGUGUUUUGGGAACCACGGGAUAUCUAGCACCUGAGUAUGCUUCAACUGGAAAGCUAACAACCAAAUCAGAUGUCUAUAGCUACGGUGUUGUUUUGCUAGAACUCUUAACGGGACGUGUACCUAUCGACACAAACCGACCACCUGGAGAACAUGUCCUUGUCUCUUGGGCUCUUCCAAGGUUAACAAAUAGAGCUCAAGUUGUCGAAAUGGUUGAUCCAAAUCUACAUGGUCAAUACUCAAGAAAGGAUCUAAUUCAGGUAGCCGCAAUCGCAGCCAUGUGUGUGCAAACCGAAGCCGAUUAUCGGCCACUAAUGACAGACGUUGUACAAUCCUUGAUUCCAAUAGUAAACAAUUUAUCUGCGGGGAGUGCUUCUAGUUCUUUUAGGUUUAGUAAACGAGUAAGCCCUAGAUCUUAG
Lactuca saligna is the source of this 1414-nucleotide messenger RNA. Lineage: Eukaryota; Viridiplantae; Streptophyta; Magnoliopsida; Asterales; Asteraceae. The record is from the annotation of a GenBank genome assembly.